Messenger RNA from Onthophagus taurus, 951 nucleotides. RefSeq names its product putative odorant receptor 92a. Gene Ontology annotation, molecular function: odorant binding; olfactory receptor activity. NCBI's taxonomy places the organism in Eukaryota, Metazoa, Arthropoda, Insecta, Coleoptera, Scarabaeidae. The record is from RefSeq and is a predicted model, not a curated record. Gene Ontology annotation, biological process: sensory perception of smell; detection of chemical stimulus involved in sensory perception of smell. Gene Ontology annotation, cellular component: plasma membrane.
AUGGAUGAAGUCGAAGAUAGUCGUUUCAAUUACAAUUUUCCACCUGAAAUUGAUGGUUAUAAAAUUGCUCAAGGUAAUAAAAUGGUAGCGAGAGGCGCAAUUUUAUUUUUUUUGGGAAUUUCAACCGGUGUUGCUCUAUCAAGGGUGAUCCCCAUCUUAACAUACACCGUUUGGAAACUUGACACUUAUAAUAUAACUUGCGAAGAAAUUUUUCCGUUCUUAUUAAGAACGCCGUUUCCUACAACAUCAACACUGGGCUGUGUGGGAGCGAUUAAUUAUAUUAACGUUAUUAUUAUCGCUUAUGCGUAUCAAAUGAUAUGUUGUGAUGUUAUGUACGUUACCUGCUUAAUUUGCUUAAAAUCGCAUAUGAGCAUAUUGAAGAAAGGCUUCGAAACCAUCCGUAUAAGAUGUCUAAGAGAAUUGAACUUAAAAUUGGAUUCCAGGGAACAUUUAAAUGAUUCCGACAUCAAGGAACUUGUUGAUAUGAUGAAUUUCGAAAUGAAAAAGUUCACGUUACAUUUACAAUCGAUAAUUAAAAACAUUCAAAUAAUAGAAGAAAUCUACAACAAAAUAAUACUUUUGCAAGUUUUAACAGUCGGUUUUAUGAUGGUUUGUUGUCUUUAUAUGAUGUCAACGGUUGGCAUGUUUUCAACAACUUUUGUAGCUCAAUUUAUUUAUUUAUUUGCUUUAACAACUCAAGUUACCUUAUAUUGUUGGUUCGGUAAUGAAAUUACUGUUGCUGGUUCAGAAAUACCAACGAGUAUUUAUCAAGGUGACUGGUUAUCCACAACAACUGGUUUUAAAAGAAGUAUGAUGAUUAAUAUGUUACGUUUAAAUAGAGAUAUUCAUCUUACAGUUGGUAAAUUUUCUCCUCUAACAAUUGCAACAUUAGUUAGUAUUUUUAGAGGAUCUUAUUCCUAUUUUGCUGUCUUGAGGAAUGUGGAGAAUUAA